This is a messenger RNA of Belonocnema kinseyi, 630 nucleotides long. RefSeq lists its product as uncharacterized. The record is from RefSeq and is a predicted model, not a curated record. Bases 1 to 630 code for a protein of 209 amino acids. The transcript has a single exon. Lineage: Eukaryota; Metazoa; Arthropoda; Insecta; Hymenoptera; Cynipidae.
AUGCAAUGUUCCGUCGUCACACAUUGUUUGUCAGACAAAGCACGCCUAGCACGAAUCUUGUUGCGCGACAAGCUCAUUAAGCGAUUUUGGGCAACAGAAGACCUUGACCACGAACCUUCGAAGUCUCGCGAUGAUAUGUCUUGUGAACAACAUUACAUUGAUAACACUCGACGUGACGACGCCGGUAGAUAUAUCGUACGGCUCCCUUUUCGAGACAAAAAAUUUCAGCUAGGUGAAUCCAGAAAUCAAUCUUUAAAGAGUUUCUACGCGCUGGAGAAAAAAUUCGAAUCCAAUUCACAGUUAAAGUCAGAGUAUCACAAAGUAUUUAAUGAGUACAUUGCGUCAAAAUAUAUGAGUUUGUGUGACAACAUCACGGAGGGAUGUAAUUUGCCUCAUCACGCUGUGAUUAAAACAGCUAGCGAGACUACUAAGAUUAGAGUGGCGUUUGGCGCAUCCGCAAAAACGUCGACAGGAAUUUCUCUCAAUGACGUUCUAUUGGUAGGUCCCACAAUUCAAAAUACCAUCUUUGAGCAGGUUCUCAGGUUUCGAACACAUACGUAUGUGAUAACCGUCGACAUCGAGAAGAUGUACAGGCAGGUCCUGGUCCAUCCGGACGACCGAAAAUUUUAA